AUGUCAAAUAAGAGUCUCCAGCAGGGGCCUGGCUCUCAUUCGCCGAUUGCUGCUGCUAUCCAGCGCACCGAGCCGCCCGGCGGCUUUCCCGACCCCGAGGGGAAGCCGAUCAAGGUUCCUGACAAGGGUGUAGAGAUCGCCGAGAAAGACUCAUUGGGCAAUCGAGAUGUUUCAAUUGAUGGUGGAUCCAUGAAUCCGACUUAUGACCACACUUGGCGUAAGCUGAAACCCCGUCAUCUUCAAUUGAUUGGCAUCGGUGGUACGAUUGGCACGGCAUUGUACGUGCAAAUCGGUUCCAACCUGCGUACCAGCGGCCCCGCAAGCUUGUUUCUCGGAUUUAGUAUUUGGAGUUGUGUGAUCUUGAUCAUUACCGUUUGUCUUGCAGAGAUGGUCACCUACCUACCCAUCUCCUCACCAUUCAUUCGAUUUGCGGGCCGUUAUGUUGACGAGGCUCUCGGCGUCGCGGCAGGGUACAAUUUCUUCAUUUUCGAAGCUGCGCUUGUCCCUUUCGAAAUUGUGGCAGUCAGCCUGAUCGUCAAUUACUGGACAAGUGCAAUUCCAGUUGCAGCGAUGAACGUAAUCGUUCUCGUACUAUACACUGCGCUCAACGUUUUCGCCGUCCAGUGGUACGGCGAAGCAGAAUUCUGGCUAUCCCUGGGCAAAGUACUGCUCAGUGUCGGUCUGAUUUUCUACACCUUCAUUGUGAUGCUCGGUGGCAAUCCACUCGGGGACCGAUUUGGUUUCAGGUACUGGAAUGAGCCUGGCGCUUUCGCAGAAUACUAUAAAGAAGGGGACAUGGGCAAGUUCCUCGGCUUUUUGUCUGCGCUUAUCGCGGCCAGCUUUACUAUCGCCGGCCCGGACUAUGUGUCUAUGGCUGCGGGUGAAACAAUCAACCCGCGCGUGGUGCUGCCCAAAGCAUAUAACGGUGUGUUCUAUCGGCUGACGGCAUUCUUUGUGCUGGGUGUCCUCUGUGUCGGCAUUUUGGUCCCGUACAACGACAAGACUAUGGCCGAGGCUUUUGAUAACGACAGGCCUGGCGCUGCGGCCUCGCCUUAUGUUGUCUCUAUGGAUAGAUUGCACAUUCCUAUCCUGCCGCACAUCGUCAAUGCCGUCGUUCUUACUGCUUCUUUCAGCGCAGGCAAUAGCUAUGUCUACUGUGCCAGCCGCAGUCUGUACGGUCUUGCGCUUGAGGGCAAAGCGCCGCUGUUCUUGGCGAAAUGCACAAAGAAGGGUGUGCCAAUCUACUGCGUUGCUGUGGUGCUGUUGAUUGCGUUAUUGAGCUUUCUUCAAGUGUCCAAUGGUGCGUCUGUAGUUCUGAGCUGGUUCGUCAAUCUAGUCACUGCCUCGCAGCUAAUCAACUUCUCCGUUGUCACAUUCACCUAUAUUCGAUUCAAGAAAGCCCUCGAUGCGCAAGGUGUUUCUCGCCGUGCCCUGCCAUACCGUAGCUGGUUCCAGCCCUAUAUUGCCUAUGUUGCUUGCACUGCCACCACUAUCAUGGCCUUUGUCGGCGGUUAUACGGUUUUCUUACCUGGUCACUGGUCCGUUCCCACGUUUCUCUUCUCAUACACCAUGAUCGGUCUGUUUCCAGUACUCUACUUUGGAUGGAAGAUCUGCCAUAAGACCAAAUUUUUGAAGCCGGAAGAGGUGGAUCUGGUUUCUGGCUUGGCGGAGAUCGAGGAGUAUACUAGGGACUUUGUCCCUGUUCCACCGAAGAGUAUUGUCCACAAGUAUGCCAACAUGCUGUUCGAGUAA
Penicillium canariense is the source of this 1752-nucleotide messenger RNA. RefSeq names its product putative general amino acid permease (Agp2). Lineage: Eukaryota; Fungi; Ascomycota; Eurotiomycetes; Eurotiales; Aspergillaceae. Bases 1 to 1752 code for a protein of 583 amino acids. The transcript has 6 exons. Gene Ontology annotation, molecular function: amino acid transmembrane transporter activity. The record is from RefSeq and is a predicted model, not a curated record. Gene Ontology annotation, biological process: amino acid transmembrane transport. Gene Ontology annotation, cellular component: membrane.